AUGGAACGUGUGGGGAAUCCAACUCAGGAUCAGAAAAAUAUGUUGGUCCACUUCCUACAGCAGCAUCCGGAGUUGGUAUCUGGAAAAUUCAAUAAAGAUUUCACAUAUAAAAUGGGGCAAAAUCUGUGGAAGGAAGUGGCCCAAGAUAUGAAUGCAAUACCAGGUGCAAAAAAAGAUUGGAUGCAAUGGAGAAAAUGCUGGCAAGAUAUGCAAUCACAUGCUAAGAAGAAAAAGGCCAGUAAUAUGCGUAAUGCUUGUAAAACCGGUGGAGGUCCAAGUGAGACACAAACACUGACACCACUUGAGGAUAGUGUUGUUGAUCUGGUUGGUCCAACUUCGAUUAUCGGUGACACGACUGUCAAUGAAUCGGAGACAACUUUUGUUCCAACCUUGGAUGACAGCUAUCUAAUCUUGUUAAGUUUUUUAAACAGGAAUUCAGGCAAAGACAUUUAUGCUGUCAAAAAAUUUUGGCUCAUUGAAUCAUCAUUCAGUACAAAACGAAUUAAAUAUUUAAUAUUUGUAAUAGAGAAUUGCCCUAUUUCACUUAAUUACCAAAAUUUGUAUUAUAUCACAGAGUUUUACGUAAUAAAUAUUCAUACAGACUUCGGCUCUUUACAGGUCUUUGACUGCACUGCCCCAUCUGAUCAGAUUGACGAGUCAUCAAAUUAUGCACACGAAGAAUGGAAUGAUAUUAAUCAUAAUAACGUUGCACAUGAUGAGGUCUACAGAAAACAGCUUGUGACUUCAGUGUUGCAGAAACGUAUCUGCCAACCCACAGCGAGAGAACAAGGCUCAACGAGUACUCACAUUGGUACAAAUGUAGCAGUAGGAUGUAGCAGUAUUUCGAUGGACGACAACAUAGAAUACAUAGCACCUAAAAGGAAAGUUUCUGAAGCAAAGCAGCCUCCUGUAAAGAAGUUAAACACUUCAAUGCGCGAUAAAGAUAACAACCACUCGGCCUCACCUGCUAGUAGACCUGUAUUCUCACGCUCCAGGCCUAUAUCUGCAGCCCGUCGUCUUACCGAAGUUACGAAUUACACGAAAAACCUCAGUUGCAUAUCUGAAAAAGAUUUGGAAGUCCGUAAAAAUUAUUAUGACAGCAAGCUAAAGAUCCGUAAGGAUUAUCAUGAUGCCAAACUGAAGCUUCUGAAAUUAGAUGUUGCCGCGAAACAGCGAAUAGCGAUAGCUAUCGAAAACUUGAAGCAGGACAUACAGAAAAGCACGCAGGAGGACGCGCAGAACAUGCAGGGAAGCAUGCAGGAGGACACGCAGGGCAUCCAGGAUAUUAUGCAGGAGGACCAGCAGGACAUGCAGAAAGAGUAUCUUGAGGAGUAUCUGGAAUAGUUGAAUUAUAAAACUAGUUAUCUGGUUUUAUUCGGACACUCCUCUCAUUAUUAUUAUGUGGGAAAGAGAUACCAAAGUUUUCUAGUCUCCCACAUUCAAAUUUACUGGUAUAUUCAAAUAUUCAUUUUAUUUCGAUUUAUAGUAUAUAUU
This is a messenger RNA of Athalia rosae (coleseed sawfly), 1494 nucleotides long. RefSeq lists its product as uncharacterized. Gene Ontology annotation, cellular component: nucleus. Lineage: Eukaryota; Metazoa; Arthropoda; Insecta; Hymenoptera; Athaliidae. The transcript has 6 exons. The record is from RefSeq and is a predicted model, not a curated record. Bases 1 to 1344 code for a protein of 447 amino acids.